UUGCCACAGCCUGUAUAAAUAAGGGGAUCUAAAACCCAUGCAUACACAUAAUAAGCAGCUAUACUCUCUCUGCCUAAAUCUUUUCCUUUUAUAUCCGUUGUCUUUCUCUCUCUCUCUAUAUUAUAUAUAAAUAGAAACCAUGGGAAUAGCAGAAGAAAGCAGCAAGCCAAUGUGGGGGAGCAUCAGCCACGCUUCUCCAGGCCACGCUCUCAGUGGCAAAAUCAUGAUUUCCUCCGUCAUCAUCCUCUCCGUCGCCCUUACUAUGAUCAUCUGCUUCCACAGCUACGCCAGAUGGCUAUUCCGUCGUCAGAACCGUCGCAUUCGCCGCCGGAUUCGUGCUCACAUCCUUUCUCUCUCCUCCUCCUCUCUCACCCCUCUCGAUCCAGCGGUGCUCGAGAAGAUUCCGAUCUUCGUUUACUCCUCGGAGACUACUCAUCAAUCGCCACUGGAGGAGUGUUCCGUUUGCUUGUCGGAGUUCGAGGAAGAUGACAAAGGCCGUCUCCUCCCGAAAUGUGGCCACGCUUUUCACGUAGAUUGCAUCGAUACUUGGUUCCGUUCCAGUUCCACUUGCCCUCUUUGCAGAGCUCCGGUUCAACCAGAAUAUCUGUCGACACUACCCGAACAAGCCGCUCCGGUUAAACCGGUCGAAGACAUUGAAACCGGAAGUUCUUCUUCCUCCUCCUCUUCUUCUUCUUCUUCUUCUUCGCCGUUGAGGUUUCCUCUGGAGGCGUGCGAGAGAGAACCGAUAGAUUUGGUUGGUCUCACGGUGGAGAUUCCCGCAGAAUUUGAAGGCUCUGUUAACCCGGUUUUAUCAUUGAAAAGGUUAUGGAGCAUCUAAACCGGAUGUGGCUUGUGGGCCAAGCAAGCAAACUCAAAAAAUGGUUUGUAUUUUUGCCAAACCGCAUGAACUUUCAGCAGGCCACCAAUGCCGGCCUACGCGGGCGUCAUUCCUGGACCCCGAGAGCGUCUUCUUUACAUAGUGCUACUGGCCUAAGAAGAGCUUUUCAUUACAUUAAAGUUUCAUUUGUUAAGUGUAUUUAUUUAGCAUUGUCUCUUGAAAGUUGAAACCAGUUGAUUAUAAAUUCCAAAAAGAUGACUCGGUUGUGAA
Raphanus sativus (radish) is the source of this 1108-nucleotide messenger RNA. RefSeq names its product RING-H2 finger protein ATL5. The record is from RefSeq and is a predicted model, not a curated record. The transcript has a single exon. NCBI's taxonomy places the organism in Eukaryota, Viridiplantae, Streptophyta, Magnoliopsida, Brassicales, Brassicaceae. The coding region runs from base 140 to 838 and encodes 232 amino acids.